AUGGUCGCUGCUCACAUGCAAAACGUAACACUCGCCGCUGAUAAUGUAAAGCACAACGAAAACAGUGAAGACUUCUGCACUACGAUCAUGAGAAAAAGCGAAACGACAGAAGAAAAUGCAAAUUUCGACUCGGCAGGUGCGACUGUAUCAAACCCCGUACUAUUCCCCGUCGCCAUGUCCACGGAUCGCCGCUUGAAAACGCUCAAACUUCGCAUGAAGAGCCUGCAGACGUCUUUCAUGCUUACUAAAACGUUUGUAGAUAAAUAUGUCGACGAACAACAUUCCUUAGAAGUCCCAGUACGCUUGGAGAGCCUUACGAAGCUAUGGACUGAUUUCUGCGCCGUCCAAUCUGAGCUGGAAACUAUCGACGAGGCCGGCAUCGAACAACUUCUGAAGGAUCGAGCCAGCUACGAAUCGUCGUACUAUAAGGUUAAGGGUUUCCUCCUGUCCGUCAAUAAACUGACACCUCCUUCCCCGACACCCACCGCUUCGACUUCUCAUUCGAACUUCCAAGGUUCUACGUCAUCCCAUGUGCGUCUACCGGAUAUCAAACUGCCUGUCUUCAGUGGAAAUUUGGAUUAUUGGAUGAAUUUUCACGACCUGUAUAUGUCCUUGGUUCACUCUUCAGCGGAACUCUCGAACAUUCAAAAAUUUUAUUACCUGCGUUCUUCCCUCUCUGGCAACGCCCUCAAACUUGUACAGACGAUCCCUAUUACUGCAGCGGACUACUCCGUAGCCUGGAAUUUGCUUGAGGAGCAUUUCCAGAACAAACCCCGAUUGAAGCAGUCGUAUCUCAACGCUUUGUUCGAGUUUUCCACCCUCAAACGUGAGUCAGCGGCAGACUUACAUGCGCUCGUAGAGAGAUUCGAGUCCAACGUGAAGGUGCUUCAGCAGUUAGGAGAGAAAACGGAAUUCUGGGAUCUUAUUCUCAUUCGUAUGCUCAGCGUUCGUCUCGAUGCCACAACUCGUCGCGAUUGGGAGGAAUUUUCAUCAGCAAAGGACGAUGUCUCAUUCAAGGACCUCACCAGCUUCAUUCAGAGGAGAGUAUCCGUCCUCCAAACGCUUCACGGAAAAGGCGUAGAAACUCCGCCGUCGUCAUCGUCGUACAGUCAGCCGAAGAAGUUCACCCAACGCCCGGCGGCAUGUCACACCGUCAGCCACGUCAGCACCGAUCGAAAAUGCUCUAUUUGCUCCGAACAUCACCCACUCUAUAUGUGCCCCACGUUCUCGAAUUUGGCCAUCGAGGACAAGGAAAAAGAAAUCCGUCGACUGCAGCUCUGUAGAAACUGUCUACGCAAGGGUCACUUGGUACGAGAAUGCCCGUCGUCCAGUUCCUGUCGAAAAUGCAAAAACCGUCAUCACACUCGACUUUGCCAUGGAGAAACGUCAACAGGCGCGAACCAUCAUCCUACAACAUCGAAAACAACUCACACUACGGAGGAACAGCCACGAACAUCAGCCUCUGUGACCGUCACCGAGCUACCUAACUACGCCGCAACCGAAUGUAAACAAAACACUGUCCUCCUCGCUACCGCUGUCGUCCUCUUCGUCGAUGAUAAUGGAAGGGAGCAUGCAAGCGAUUCCUCCAAACCGUCACAGUCCAACGAAAAAGGGUUUCCGUUCCGAUCUCUGGUAUCGGCGAAUCGACGGUCAACGCUAAGUUCACAGUUCUCUCCCACAUCCGAUCAAGAGUCUGUAACUACUCCACCACCGUUGAAUGCUUGGUUCUUCCACGUUUGA
Ochlerotatus camptorhynchus is the source of this 1740-nucleotide messenger RNA. RefSeq lists its product as uncharacterized. Bases 1 to 1740 code for a protein of 579 amino acids. Lineage: Eukaryota; Metazoa; Arthropoda; Insecta; Diptera; Culicidae. The transcript has 3 exons. Gene Ontology annotation, molecular function: nucleic acid binding; zinc ion binding. The record is from RefSeq and is a predicted model, not a curated record.